Molecule: messenger RNA, 3038 nt
Organism: Tribolium madens (black flour beetle)
Lineage: Eukaryota; Metazoa; Arthropoda; Insecta; Coleoptera; Tenebrionidae
Product: integrin alpha-8-like
Exons: 15
Coding region: 473-2359 (628 amino acids)
Biological process (GO): integrin-mediated signaling pathway; cell-matrix adhesion; cell-cell adhesion
Cellular component (GO): external side of plasma membrane; integrin complex
Molecular function (GO): integrin binding
Source: RefSeq, a predicted model, not a curated record
UUUAGGACUUGGAUGUUUCGUAGACCAAAUUGGUACUGAGAAUUUUGCGCCCUUCUAUGAUGCCGCAUUUGGGGAGUCAGGUUCAAGUUUAAAAUUUUUAAAAGAAAAAAAUGAGCUUUUAAUUGGUGCUCCUGGAAAAUAUAAAUGGAAUGGUGCCUUGCUUACCACUAGUAAAUCGCAUUCUAUACAAAUAUAUCCAAAACUAAACCACAGAUUUACCUCUCUUGACUCUUACUCCGGAUAUGAUGUUGCUUGGGGACGAUUUGUGAAAAAUUCCAGUGAGAUAUGGUACGUCUCUGGUGCCCCCAGAGGGUCUGACCUCAGAGGGGUUGUCAUUUUUUAUGGAUCAAAUACGCACGAUGUCCAUAUUAAGUCGGUGCUUUAUGGGGAAGAAUUCGGAUCCUAUUUUGGUGCUUCUCUAUUGGUGAUUCACAAUGAAGGAGGAGGUGACGAUAUUUUAGUAGGUGCCCCAAUGUAUGCAGGCAAUUCAUGGGAUGAAGGUUGUGUUUACUUUUACAAGAAGAAUGGUGAUGGACCAUCUUUUCAUCCUCCUGUAAAGUUAUCAACAGGAAUUUCUUCGUCAAGAUUUGGAACAGUUAUGGCCGAUUUUGGAGACAUUAAUCUCGAUUCUUUUCCAGACUGUGCCAUCUCGGCUCCUUACGAAGACGAUGGCAGAGGAGCCGUUUAUUUGUACCUUGGUGGUAAAGACGGAUUUUCAAAUGAUAAUUUUCAUCGUAUUGCACCUUCGAAAUUUGCCUCAUUUUUUCCCCCAAUGGUUGUAAGGGGUUUUGGGUUGGGAAUAUCUAAAGGCGUUGAUACACUAAAUAAAAAACACAACGACUUUGCAAUUGGGGCUUAUAAAACCGGACAAGUUUUUUAUUUCCAAUCACACAUACAAAUUGAUGUCACAGCUAGUAUCAUUCCAAACAUAUCUACUUUACUCACUUCUACAAUAACUUUUUCAAUCAAGUAUUGUCUGCAGUUUACUUACAGAAAUGGGAAUACCAAAGAUGUGACUUUUGUUACGAGUUUAAUAUUGGCAGAUAACAGAAUUGUAAAUGAACACAACGUUACUCAAAUUGUUACAUAUAAACCAAUUUCAGAGAAUUGUAAUUUACACAGCGUCCGUUUACAAAAAAAUCACGUAAACCUGGAACCUCUUACUAUUCGUUUUCAAUAUAAAGCAGGUCAAACACAUAUAUGGCAAGAAGAAAGAUUGAAUCUACCAGUGUCGUAUGAUUGCGGAAAUGACAAUAUCUGCCAAACAAAUUUAACAAUCACGACAAAACAAAUCGAUCCAGAAAUAAUAAUACUAGGAGUAAAUAACGAACUAAGAAUUAACGUUUCAAUUAGCAAUUUUGGGGAACCAGCAUAUGAAACUAGACUUCAUUUAAAUGUCCCACCGGAAGUCAGCUUGAUUAAUUUGAGAGAAUGUGAUUUUAAAAAUGGGAGUUACGAAUGUUUGGUUGCACAGAUUUCAAAUGAGACUCUUGAAAAACAUUUCUUGUUAGAUUUAGUCAACAUUCAGCCCAAAUGGACCUUUUUAUCUAUUAAUUUAACAAUUGAUAGUGUUGGACAAGACGUUUAUCCUUCUGAUAACAAUCUCGUGUUGAAUAUUCCCAUCUCGACACAUAAUAAUCCUCGAAUAACCAGUGUUUCACAACCCGACAAUAUUUUUAUAAAUAAAACCCAAAGACUUUUAAAUAUUACUCAUCUCUUUUUUGUGGAAAAUCAAGGCCCUAGUCCACUUAAUCUCAACUUGGGAUUUUUUAUACCACAAAUUACCAUCAACAGAAGUGUUCUUUUGGAAAUCGAAAGUGUUAAAUCUAGUAUAGUGAGUGAAUGUAAUCAUUCGGACAAAAGACCACCGUUGGAUUUGACUGUAACACAAAUUCAAAUCAAUAACACGAAAGUUUUGAGCUGUUUUGAGCCAAAAAUAAAUUGUAGAAGUGUCACUUGUAAGACGGGAUAUUUGCAAAAAUCGAAUCAAAAUCUUGUUUUUACACUAAAAAUACUCGUCCAUACUGAUUCUCUAGCACAGCUACUUGACGUUAGGAAUAAACUAAUUUUGUCAACUAGUGCUUAUUUUACGAAUGGAACAAAAAUGUUUUACACAUCAACAUCGACUCAAAUUUAUGGCAUAUCUAAAAAUGUGAAAAUACCAUUGUGGAUUUAUAUUUGUUCAGUGCUCUCGGGGCUUAUCUUGUUGCUAUUGCUUAUAUUUGGUUUAUACAAAUGCAACUUUUUCAAGCGUACUUAUAGAGAAAAAAUGGAAAGUGAGAGAACUUUGGUUGAGGAAGUCUCUCACUCAGAGGAACCACUUGACGAGGGUACUAAAAACGCCAAUGAUAACUGUUAGUAAAACUUUUAUUCCAUAUACAAUAAAAAUACAACGCUUUUUAAAUAUGUUGAUGACUGUGGGGAAGAUUAGUGACCGGCGUCCCCAAACUGCUUUUAACCCUCCUCAACUUGAUCUUAUCUCUAAUUUGCAAAAGCCUCGAAGACCUGUCGGACUCCUUCCGAUGCACAGGAACCUGAGUAUCCAUAUGUUUCACUCUUUCUCUCUCCAUUUGCACCACCGAAUACAAGUCGUAGACGAAGGCCGAGGAUUUGGGCACUGGACUUGCCAAAGCCGAACUGGGAGUCCUAAACAUCGAUGUAUGUUGUUGAUCUCUCUCCUCAGGGGUGUCGACGUAGAAUUUCGGCAUGGAUUGUUGUCUAAUUAUGGGGAUUUCCUUCGGUUGGUCGAUUUUCAAGUAAAGACUUUUCGAUAGACGUCUUUCUGCCAACGACCUACGCCGGAUUUCCGGGACGAGAUUCUCGGGCUUCAAGGUUUCCAGUUUCGGUUUGUCGACAGCGUCGCGAGAUUUAUCAGAUUUAUCAUUGUUCUUGCGCUGGAAAACAAAAAAAAACUAUUUACAGAUAAGUUCACGAAUUUGUACAUGAAAACAAUAAAUUAAAAGAAAAGAAUUAAUAAAAAAAUUAUAUUUUACUAUGUUUGUUCUAAGUAUCAGAAAAAUAUUUACUUAAAAAUGUUU